This is a messenger RNA of Vicia villosa (hairy vetch), 1035 nucleotides long. RefSeq lists its product as uncharacterized. The record is from RefSeq and is a predicted model, not a curated record. Lineage: Eukaryota; Viridiplantae; Streptophyta; Magnoliopsida; Fabales; Fabaceae. The coding region runs from base 1 to 1035 and encodes 344 amino acids. The transcript has a single exon.
AUGAAGUGUUCUCAUGAACACACACUGUUUGUUAAGUGUGAAGGAAAAAACAAGAUUCUAAUUGUUAGCCUAUAUGUAGAUGACUUAAUCUACACUGGAAACAAUGAACAAAUGAUGAAACAAUUCAAGGAAUCUAUGAAGGAGAUAUUUGCCAUGACUGACUUAGGCAAAAUGAAGUAUUUCUUGGGGGUUGAAGUGAAUCAGACCCAACAAGGAAUCUUCAUUCAUCAACACAGAUAUGCCUCUGAGAUACUGAGCAGAUUUGGAAUGACUGAUUGUAACAAGGUUUGCAGCCCAAUGGUGCCUGGAUGUAAACUUAUCAAAGAUGAACAUGGAAAGCCUACUGAUGCCACCUACUACAAACAGAUGAUUGGUUGUCUGAUGUAUCUAUUGGCAACUAGACCAGACAUGGCUUUCUCAGUAUGUCUUGCUGCAAGGUACAUGGAAAGGCCCACUGAAUUACAUGUAGCUGCUAUCAAGAGGAUUUUGAGAUACUUAAAAGGCACUAUGAGUUAUGGAAUUUUGUACAAGCACAGUGAUGAUGGAAAUUUGAAAUUGGUAGGAUGGACAGACUCUGACUAUGCUGGAGAUUAUGAUGAUAGGAGAAGCACAUCAGGCUAUGUCUUUACUAUAGGAUCAGGAGCUAUAUCAUGGUGUUCUAAAAAACAGCCCAUAGUUACUCUGUCAACCACUGAGGCAGAAUUUGUGGCAGCUGCUUCUUGUGCAUGUCAAAGUGUGUGGUUGAGAGCUAUAAUGAAGCAAUUGCAGCAAGAACAAACUGGGAACACGAUUGUGUACUGUGACAAUAGUUCAUCCAUAAAGUUAUCAAAGAAUCCAGUCAUGCAUGGGAGGUCUAAACACAUUGAUGUGAGAUACCACUUCCUUAGAGAAUUAAGCAGGGAUGAAAUUGUAGAACUGAAGCAUUGCAAAUCUGAAGAGCAACUUGCAGACAUCAUGACCAAGGCUCUAAAGCUGGAAACAUUCUGCAGAUUAAGGGAGGGACUUGGAAUGUGUGAUAUUAGUUCCCUUAUGUAA